AAAAACAGCUGGAAUUUCAGUAUUUUCGGGUCUGUGAAAUGAAAGUCACAGAGGACUCAGUCGUAAAGCUCACCGUGGAGGCUCGUUGUUUUCGUUUCGAUCAGCUGGUCGCAGGUCGAGGCUGUUUGAGGUUUACAUGCAAACGUCCACUGAGCUUUGGACUCUGAAACGCCCCCUGACGUCAGAUAAACAUUACACUAGAGUGAAGACUAGUUUAAUUCAGUGUAAGAUCAUGCUGCCCUUGUCAAUGAUACAUGAAGCAUAACGUUGUGGAGGAUGGGUGGUGCUGGUGUUAGCAGACAUGUUAGAAAGCCAGAUAAAGUAGUUGUAGUAUGUGGUGAGGAAGUCAGAAGAGCAACAGAAUCAGCUUAAAGAGUUGUACAAUCAUUCACCUCCUGGGUAGAGUUGAGAACACUUAUCAGUUAAUAGGGGAAAUAAAGAUAAUCGGCUGAUGGAGUACAGUGAGAGAGUGCUUUGUGGGAUAGGGGAGGUGGAGCUGGACCCCAAUGUCGUGAGUGAAGAGGCAGGAAAACUGUAUUCAGAGCUCCAGACAGUUAUUGAGAACCAUGGUGAAGGUGUGGUGGAGUCGCUGGUACCCAUCUUCGUGUGGGUCCUGGAGGCGCUGGCCAGCUGCAAAGCCCAGCUGAGGGACCGGGAGGAGGAGGCGGAGAGAGAGAAAGUUGAGUGGGAAAAGCUGCUGGAGAGAUACCAAGCAGAGAAAGCCCUCCGGAAAGAAAGUCAAGAGAGGUAUCUGGAGCUGGAUGACCAGAUUGAACAAGAAAGGAGAGCCAUGAGGGGGAGGGAAACGGAGAGAGAGCGGCGAGGUAGAGAGCUGGAGAAGAAGGCGAGGGAGCAGGCUGAUCACUUGAUGGCCUUGGAGGACCAGAAGGCAAACCUGAGUAGAGAGCUGAGCACACUGAGGCAAACGCACAGCAAGCUGGUUUACACGUAUCGGGAAGUUUUGGAAAAGAGAAAAGAUUCUGACAGAGAUUCUCCUUUAAGGAAUCAGGUCGGUCUCAAGAAUAAUUACUUUCCAUCCAACCAAGUCUUGUCAGGAUUCAGUAUGAAUGACAAGAUGAUGCGAAGACCACAUUCACAGUCUGGUCCCCCCAGUUUGGAAGAUCUAGGGGUCAAGACAGAAAAGGGAAUUGUCAUCGCCGUGAAGCCCGCCGCAGAUAGAUUCAUCAAUAACAUCAUAAGCUCCACUCCUGAGCUGAAGCAAUUUCAUAGCGGUGGAAUUGUAAGCACCACAAAUCCAGCGGGAGAUGAGUCUGAGAUCACCGUGGAGGACGAGAUGAGGGAGGUGGAGGAGAGGGAGUGCAAAGUCGAAGAGGUGCAAGGUGGAGGGAGGCAGGAAAAGUUUCUGGUUAAGGAGGAGGUGGAGGUGGAGGAAGAUGAUCUUAUGGAGUACAAGUUGCGCAACAAUGACUCCGUGUUCUCCGAGCUGUCCGACCUGAGUCUGGAUUACGUGGAGAGUGUGGACCGAGGGGCCAGUGUGAGAGGCGGUGCAGACCAGUUUGAGGAGAUACUUUCUCAGUAUGAGGAACUAAAAGUCACCCAGGAGUCAGUGGACGCUGCCCGUAAGGCGUUGAUAUCCCGGGUCGUAGAGCUCACCGAUGACCGCUCUGCUCUUCAACUGGAGGGGACCGCUCUUCAAGGGACCGUCUCACGAUUAGAGGGGAGGAUGAAGGAGAAGGAGGAGGAAAUUAAGAGACUUCGUAAAGAACUGGAAGCCUGCCAGUCUGAGGAUCCUGAUGCCUCUCUACCCACGUGCAUGCGCAACUUCUCUCGCUCUGAAAUGGCCCGUGUGGUCAUGGAGAAGAACCAAUACAAGCAGCGUCUGCUUGAGCUGCAGGAAGCUGUGCGACGCAGCCAGACACUCCGAGCAACACAGGAUGAGAGGUCAACAGAAGACAAAAGGUCAAGUGUUUGGCGAAAGUUCAACCGCUUGUUUGGCCUGUCCAAGGUGUCUCUAAUCCCACCCUCUGCUUCUGCAUUCGCCAUGCCAACUUCCCCACCACUCACUCGCUCUCCACAACGACCGGCUACCAGUCACCCUCAUGCCGAAUCUGCUUCUCCCGCUGCUCUCUCUCCUCAUGUCAGGAGGCGAGAACUCUACAGAGAAAUUCGCUCGCACAUCUGGGCAUCGCUUGGAAAACGGCAGAUCCACGGCUGGAGCACACCGCUGGCACACACACAGGAAUCCCAUGAACCUGUGCCAGAGCCGAAGGAUGUGCCUAUUCUACUGCAGCUCAGACUGCUGGAUCAAAGGGACUCCACAGCCAAGCUGAACUGUGCGGUUGCAGUCACACCUGAGAUCUCAGGAGAGGCCACAUGUUCUGUGUGGGUCGUUUCGGGCCCUGCCUCCCGCAGUGAGAUCACUGUGAUCGAUCCGGCGCGGUCCAACACAGUACUGGAUCAGUUCUGCCUCCCUCCCACAGCUCCUGCUCUCUGCAUCUGCGCUGUUCCUCCUAUAGGUGACACUGCAGGAACAGUGUGGAUCGGAACUCAGGAAGGAAGUAUAAUGAUACACUCGGCCUCUGCUGGCAGGAGGCGCUGUCUGCAGUCGGUUUAUCUCUCAGAAGGUGUUCAUUCGCUCCAGUAUUCCCAGGAUCAAGUCAUCGCUGGUUUAGCUGAUGGGACUUUAGCAUUUUUCUCACACAGUUCAGGCGGCUGGAAUCUACAGUCGCACUCGGUGAUGCCUCUUGGAUUGAACCCUUUGCAGCCAAUCCGCUGCUGCCUCGCUAAAGGUGGCCGCUUGUGGGUGGGAUAUUGGAACAAAGUCCAUGUGGUGGAUGUUGUCAGCCAGAAGCUCGAGCAAACCUUCUCAGUCUCUGAACGCAGUGAGCAGCAGGUUCGUUUCCUCUGUGCUGGGGGAAGUGGUGUUUGGACUUCCUGCCGACUUGACCCGAUGCUCCGACUGUUUGACUGGUCCACAGGACGGCCGCUACAGGAAGUCGAUUUCACUGUUUUGGUCACUAAAACAUUAGGCCAGGCCUUCCUCACACUCUCACCUCUCCAGAUCUCGUCUCUCGCCGUCAUCUCUGGCCGUCUGUGGGUGGGCACAGGAGGGGGGGCCAUUUUCUCCAUCCCAUUAUCCAUAACAUCAGAGGCUGUUUCCAUCCCAUAUUGCUCCAUUUCAUCCGCCCAGCUGUGUUACCAUGGACACAGACACGCUGUCAGGUUCAUCAUCGCUGCACCUGGUUGUUUGAUUGUCUCCCCUGGCAGCAGCAACGUUACUACCUCUCAGGUUAUCCUCAGUGGAGGAGAGGGCUACAUCAAUUUAAGAAUUGGAGACGAUGCAAAUGAGGGAUCUGUUGAGCUGUCCCAAACGACACCUCAGCGGUCUGAACGCAGUCACAUGAUCAUCUGGCAGAAUCCCACCCCCUCUGUGCCGAGCCCUGCCCUCUGACAUCGAUCAUCUCCUCGUUGUGUCCUUUUUGAAAUGAGAUAAAGACGCAGCAGUCACGUACUGCACACCAGCAACACUAGAGACAACUUUGGAAUUGGUGCUUUCAAGGAACUGAAAGAACCGGCGUCUCAAUUGUGGCAGCAGUAAAAGUGCGUGUGUGUGUGUGUGUGCGUGUGUAUGUAUAAAUCAGGUUUCAUUCUUGUUUACCUCAUUCAUUUUGAACAUCUUUUGACUGAAGUUUUCUGAUGGAUGUUGAUGCCUUACUGUUUGCCUUCAUCUAACUUUAUAUAAUUUCUGGUCAGUAAUUCAGCUGCUUGAUUGUUAAUAGUUCUUUAUUUUAACCUUUGCACUAACAAAGUAUUCAGUUUCCCUGACAUACAGCUUAUCAUUCCUCCCAGGGGGCACCAGGUGUUUCUGUCCAAUAUCUUUUGAUUAUAAUGUUUGAUUUAAUGUGGCUGCUCUUGAAACUAUUGUGUACAUAUUUUGUUGUUAACUGUCAACUGGAACCCGGUAUUGAUCUUCUCUCAGUUUACUGUACAGCACAGACGAUUAGACACUCCCUAUCUCCUGUUGGGGGAUAAUUUAUAUUGAUUGUGAUGUUGUUUUUUGAUCUCUUUUCAAAUUCUUCCCCUUCACAUUGCAUAUGGUGUAACUACAAACAGCACAUUUUGAAUGUGCCCAUAUGAGAAAUAUGUGAUAUCCCAUCUUCUAAAUGAACAACUUUUGUGCUCAUCGUCAGACAUUAUUUAUUUUCUCUAUCAAUUAUCUGUUUAAUGUAUUUGGAUGUCUUCAUUUGUUUUAUGUUUUAAUUUGAUUUCACUUUUGUAAAAUAAGGGAGUUUGUGCACUCAUUAUACUUUUUGGAAAGUAAGUUAAGACUUGAGUAUUUGUUGACGCUCAACUCGUGCAAAAAGUAUUAUUGUAAUGUUUUAAAUGGUUAAUGGAGUAACUUUCA
Pseudoliparis swirei is the source of this 4366-nucleotide messenger RNA. Its product is annotated as C-Jun-amino-terminal kinase-interacting protein 4. The coding region runs from base 452 to 3412 and encodes 986 amino acids. The record is from RefSeq and is a predicted model, not a curated record. The transcript has 29 exons. Gene Ontology annotation, biological process: vesicle-mediated transport. NCBI's taxonomy places the organism in Eukaryota, Metazoa, Chordata, Actinopteri, Perciformes, Liparidae. Gene Ontology annotation, cellular component: cytoplasm. Gene Ontology annotation, molecular function: MAP kinase scaffold activity; signaling receptor complex adaptor activity; JUN kinase binding.